Molecule: messenger RNA, 1236 nt
Organism: Lentinula edodes (shiitake mushroom)
Lineage: Eukaryota; Fungi; Basidiomycota; Agaricomycetes; Agaricales; Omphalotaceae
Exons: 11
Coding region: 409-1158 (249 amino acids)
Source: RefSeq, a predicted model, not a curated record
GAUUCCCUUCAUGCUUGAAAUAGCUUCCCCGACGGGUGCGAGACCAUGCGAUGGAAAAAGCUCCCGCUCCGCCAGCGGAGAUACGCCUCAGGCCCAGGGCAUGCAAGUCCGUCCGUGACCUUUCCGUGACUGCAAGACGCGAAACUGGCACAUUCAGAAAAACCAUCUUCGACCUUCGACGUCAAGGAUUUAUGGCAACACACAUCAUCGUUUGCGCCUCUUCCAGUCAGUCAUCCACAAUUUCGAGUUGCCUCAAAUUCUCUGCCAACAGAUCUCCAAAUCUGCACUAGUGGAAAAGUGACAUAUAUAUUGAAAAAAAAUAGCGGAGGAUUUUUUGUACUUAAAACGGAUAGUGGACAAGAUCGCACUAGGAUCAUAACCCCCAAGUCUUUCUCAGCUUCUCCUCCCAUGUCCGAUGAGGAAAGCGAAUAUUUGUCCCUCUAUGAAUCCAACUUGACCCCUCUUCGUGUCUGCUUGGUUGCUUUGACAUGGGGACUGUACGAUUAUUUUGUAACACUAGAAGAUGAGGUUCGUCAUGUAUGGCCGCAAAGAUUCAACUUCGCCAAAUUCAUGUUCCUUUGGAUCCGUUACUACACUCUGGCCCUUCUGAUGUUCGAUGUAAUUCAAAUACACGUCUUCGCAGUUCCUGGCGUCACGUCAGAUAACCUCUGCGUCGCAAUGGAUUCUAUCAUCCGAGUGGUCGGCGCUAUCAGUCUAUGGUCUGUGGAAAUCAUCAUGCAAUUGAGAAUCUAUGCUCUCUUCAACUGCUCGAAAAGAGUAGCCAUCACGAACUGUAUCCUAUUCUUAGCUUCUAUUGCAGGAUUUCUAUGGAUCCUGGUUUACAAUGCUCAGAGACGACGUGCCGUCAUUGCUAGUGCAAUAUCAUUACCUCUUCCAGGGUGUCCAUCGAUUCAUUCUGGCAUAGAAUGGGCGCAAUGGGUUCCCGCUACGAUCUACGAGGGCAUUUUAUUUGGAUAUGCGUUGUACAAAACAAUCAAAUCUCAUGCAAUACGACUCAGAAAUGGUAUUCACAUAUCAUUGCACUCCCUUCUUUUACGCGAUAAUUUGGUCUACUUCUUCGGCAUCGCUUGUAUUUUGGUAUUCAACAACUUGAUGGUGGUGGGCGUAACACAUAUUCCUUGGUUCAGCUACGGGUAAGGGAUAACCACUGUCGGAGCAUUUCUUCCUAACACUGACACAUUGCCAAUGUGUAGUCCCUUCCAUGCAGCAGUCGGG